Molecule: messenger RNA, 1586 nt
Organism: Cynara cardunculus var. scolymus (artichoke)
Lineage: Eukaryota; Viridiplantae; Streptophyta; Magnoliopsida; Asterales; Asteraceae
Product: probable (S)-N-methylcoclaurine 3'-hydroxylase isozyme 2
Exons: 2
Coding region: 1-1485 (494 amino acids)
Molecular function (GO): heme binding; iron ion binding; monooxygenase activity
Source: RefSeq, a predicted model, not a curated record
AUGCUACCCCAACUCUUCCUACUCUUGACAGUCUUCUUCCUUCUACUCGUCAAAUUUACAUUUUCCAAAAACCUGAAAAACCUCCCACCAACUCCUCCGACAUGGUCUAUCAUCGGAAACUUGCAUCAGAUCGGAGAAAAACCUCAUAUUUCCAUCACGAACUUGGCCAACGAAUAUGGCCCUCUCAUAUCUCUCCAUCUCGGAAGCCAACUUCUUGUGGUUGCCUCUUCUCCGGAGGCGGCUAUGGAAAUUCUCAAAACUCAUGAUCGUAUUUUUUCUGCUCGUUUGGUGCCUAGUGCGUAUCGACAAAGUUCAAUAUUACCCUAUACCCUCGUAUGGUCUGACUGCAAUCAAACUUGGAGAACUUUAAGAGCCAUUUGUCGCACUGAAAUAUUUUCCGUUAAAGCCAUUGAAAUCCACUCCAGGGUACGAGAGGAGAAGGUAAGUUACAUGUUGGAUUUCUUGCGCAGUAAAGAAGGAGAAGUGCUUAAUAUCGCGGAAGUUGUUUUCACGACUUCGUUUAACAUUUUGAGUUGCAUAAUAUUUUCCAAAGAUUUGCUUGAUUUGAAAGAUGAACAUCACACUCGUGGUGGAUUGAAAGAUUCAAUCGAAAAGGUAAUGGAAUAUGGAGGUAAACCUGAUUUCAGUAAUUUUUUCCCCAUGUUCCGGAUAUUGGAUCUUCAAGGAAUAAGGAAGGGAAGCCACAAAAACAUCAAAAGGGUGUUUAGUUUUUGGAAAGAAAUAAUAAAGGAAACAAGAUCGCAAAUGGGUUCUUCUGCAUGGACCUCCAAGCAGACAAAAUCUUUAUUGGAUCGAUUGCUUGAAGAAGGAGUUUCAGACAACCAGAUCAAUCAGUUGGCUCUAGAAUUAUUCAUUGGAGGUACCGAUACGACAACUUCGACCGUGGGAUGGGCUAUAGCCGAGUUGCUAAGAAACAAAGAGGCCUUGUCUAAAUUAGAAAGAGAAGUGAAGAAAGAAAUCAACUCUGACAAAAUUACUGAAUCUCAACUCUCAGAGUUACCUUAUCUACAAGCUUGUAUCAAAGAAACCCUAAGAUUACAUCCAACCACCCCUUUCCUACUUCCUCAUCAGGCUCAAGAAACUUGUGAGGUUAUGGGUUAUACCAUUCCAAAGGGUGCUGAAAUAUUUGUCAACAUUUGGGCAAUAAGUCGUGACCCUAAAAUAUGGGAUGACCCUCUAUCAUUCAGACCUGAAAGAUUCCUUGGCUCAAAGGUGGAUUUUAGAGGCCACAAUUUCGAGUUCACACCAUUUGGUGCAGGGAGAAGAAUGUGUCCUGGUUUGUCCUUAGGUCUUAGGAGUGUUGAACUUUUAUUAGCAUCGUUAGUUCAUGGGUUGGAGUGGGUCCUUCCGGAUGAUGACGAUCCUUCGAAGCUUGAUAUGGAUGACAAAUUCGGUGUAACUUUGCAGAAGGAAAAACCUGUGAAACUCAUCUGCAAACUCAAAAAAGAAUCUUUGGUUGCAUAACUAUAUGCAAUUAAUUUCCUCUUUUAAUGGGUUUUCUCGUAUGUAAGCUCGUGUUGCUUGUAAUCGUCUAUGUUAAAUCAAGAGGACUUAGGUUUUGCUAA